Penicillium taxi is the source of this 1242-nucleotide messenger RNA. Its product is annotated as putative oxidoreductase. The transcript has 2 exons. Lineage: Eukaryota; Fungi; Ascomycota; Eurotiomycetes; Eurotiales; Aspergillaceae. The record is from RefSeq and is a predicted model, not a curated record. The coding region runs from base 1 to 1242 and encodes 413 amino acids.
AUGCCCAUCCCAAUUGUAGUACAGGUUUUCACAGAGGGAUUCUCAUCAGUCCCAUAUUCAUGGACAGUCCUGCGUACAACACCAUGGAUCCUCCUAAUCGCCGCGCUGAAAUACUACUUCGGCGGAGCUCGCAGCAGCGCUGAAAGACUAUGGCAUUCUAAAGUAGUGAUGAUAACGGGUGGAACAUCUGGAAUUGGAGCCUCAGUCGUCCAAGAACUCGCCGCCCGCGGAGCUCAAAUAGUCCUCCUGACCAAACAACCUCCCUCAGACGCUUUCUUAGUUGAAUACAUCGACGACCUCCGCACUUCAACUAAAAACAAUAAUAUCUGGGCUGAGCAAGUAGAUCUUGCCUCGCUCCACUCCAUCCGCACAUUCGCUACAAAAUGGAUCGAUAAUGCGCCACCGCGCCGCAUAGACGCCGUCAUUCUAUGUGGAGCAACAGCCGUCCCAUCCGGCGCACACAAGAAUACCCCAGACGGCAUAGAUGAAGAGUGGCAGAUAAACUACCUGGCGAAUUUCCACCUCCUAAGUAUCCUAAGUCCCGCGCUCCGCGUCCAGCCCGCCCACCGAGACGUACGCGUGAUCUUCGCCACUUGCGCAAGCUACAUCGGCGCGAAAUUCGAAUUGGAAAGCGUGAAGCGGAUUCCUGCCGGAGCAGCUGGAACUUCCCUGAAAGCUGGUGCUACGAACAAGAAGGGAAUCUACGGAUUGAGCAAAUUUGCUCUUAUGGCAUUCGCCCAUUCAUUUCAGCGCCAUUUGAACGAGUAUAAGCGGCCCGAUGGUCUUCCUAGCUGUACGCGGGUUGUUGUUGUUGAUCCGGGUCUUUCGCGUACACCUGGUACUAGGCGCUGGCUUACUGGUGGGUCGCUGUGGGGACUACUUUUGUAUCUUAUUACUUGGCCGCUGUGGUGGUUGAUUUUGAAGUCGCCUAGUCAGGGUGCGCAGAGUAUUCUCACUGCGGCUAUGGAUGAGGAUUAUGGCCGUGGUGAAGGUGGAUGGCUUGUUAAGGAGUGUCGGCAGAUGGACUAUGCGCGGGUUGAUAUCAAGGAUGAGGAUGUCGGGAAGAGACUGUGGGAGUUUAGUGAGAAGCAGAUUGAGGAGGCAGAGAAGGAGGGUGCUGUUAAGAGGGCUUUGGAAAAAAAAGAAAAGGAGGUUGAGGAGGAAAAGAAAACUCGCAAGGAGACUGCUUCUGAGAAGGCGCAGAGUGCUGGGUCGAGGCGGCAGCGCAAGAACAAAGCCUGA